AUGCCCACCUUCUUCCAGUUCACCCAGGGCUCAGAAUCGCGCGUCCGCCCUACAGACUCGUCGCCUCUGCUCGGCCGCUAUCGAGCCGUGCCUCCUCGUCCGCGUCGACCCAGCAGUCCCCUGGGCCUUCUCUCCGCUCACCAUGAAAACGGGCGCGACAGCAUCCAUGUUGGAUACGGAGCGCUGAUUGUGGCCGAGAUCGAGGCAGGGCUCCUGGACGGUCGAGACGGUUCUGGUGCCGGUGACAUAACCGAGGAUGGGGAACCGAGAUCACGAUGGGAGAGGCUGUGGCAGAGCUACUUUAUCAAUCUGUUUGUGAACCCGAGGCCGUCGGCCGUGAAGCGCGUCGUGGACAGGUGGUGGACCCGGUAUGGGCUGCUUGUCCUCCUUCCUGCGGCGCUGGCCGUUGCGUGGUGUGCAGUGCCUUUCCCGCAGUACUCGAUCCCGGACGAGGGCGACGAUGGCGAUGCCGCGACGGGCCUCAAGAUUCCCGGUCACGGAGAGGCCCGCGUGCAGGUCAACUUUUGGUUCUUCCUCUUUGUCUACUAUGGCUUCUAUAAUCUCAGCGCGCUGAUUUGGAUUACAAAAGUCUUUAAUCUCUACAACUUGAACUGGUGGCCGCAGUCUUUUGGCUUUCCGGUGACAGUCUCUUUGCUCGCCAUCAUCUCUCUUGCUGUCCCCAUCCCCGUGUACUUUACGCCUUCCACCCGCUUCCUCACCGUUCACAACACGGCAUGGGUAUCAUGGACAUUCAUCGUCAUGGCCAUGCCCGUCGCCAUCUCCUUUCUCAUCCUCAUGACAAACGAGCGCCACAUCAAGCUACGGCAGUCGCUCUCCGAGACUCAGCGCAUAUUCACGACUUCGUGGUGGACGGGGGAGCCCGACUCGUUUCCUAACCGGCAGCGGCGGCGCCACGACCUUACCGACGAUCUCUGGGAGCAAGAUGUGUUGAGGGUUCUGCCUCCGUCCAGCACGUCUAGGGUGGCGCUGCGACGACGAUGGCUGCCGGCCAGCUUUGUGAGGUUCCUAUGGUUCUGCGUCGCGCUCUUCAUUGGGCUGAUGGCCUACGUCCUUGGAGAGGCGUAUGCCGAGAUUUACCUGCGCACGCUGCCUCACAACAGCUUCGAGACUGUUGUGUACGUGUAUGGAUGGGUGGUGACUGUGCAUCUGCUUGACGCCCUGACGGGCUGGGUGCUGGGCAUUAAAGAGGGCGAGCGCGUUGGGAGUUAUCCCCUGAGCUGGGUCUUUAAGCUCUACUUUAUGUUGACUUACCAGACCUACGUUCGAGCCCUAUACGCCCGCCUUCGCUCGCCGUCCCAGUUCGUCAUCCUUCAGAUUCUCUCCUCCACGGGACUGGUCAUCAUCACGCCCAUCAUGAUGACUCGCCUGUUCCACAGAAUCCUGACGAUACUCGGCCUUAGUGGGCUGACGUACGGCACCUACCAAAAGCUGCAGACGCGAAACCUCUUCAUCCGCUUCCUGGCCGAGAACACGUCCAUGGCCACCUUCCUGGGCAGCAUCCUGGUGCUCCACUUUGGCGCCAACAAGGACGUGUACCCGUACUUUGCCUUUGAUAAAGCCGAAGACGAGACGCUGCAGUACGACUUCAACCUGACCUUUUACGCCUCCAUGGUGACGUGGGGGUGCGAGCUGGUGGCGAGCCUCGUCGUGCGGGGGCUGAUUGCCCUCUUCUUUGGCAUCGACGUUGGGCUGGAGGGGAAGCUGGAUCUGGCCGUUUGGCCGGAGCUGCUGCCUACUAGCGUUGCCGUCAUGCUUCACGUUUUGCAGAAUAUGUUGUUUUCUAUUAUACGUUUGCAGUUUCGCACAUGA
Molecule: messenger RNA, 1830 nt
Organism: Trichoderma reesei QM6a
Lineage: Eukaryota; Fungi; Ascomycota; Sordariomycetes; Hypocreales; Hypocreaceae
Exons: 5
Coding region: 1-1830 (609 amino acids)
Source: RefSeq, a predicted model, not a curated record